AGCUUCGACUCUCGAUCGCAGCCAACCGUUUUGCAAGUCGGCAAAAUCUCUUCAGGGGCACACCAGUGAAAAUGCAUAGGAUUCGUAAAAAAAAUUAUUCAUGUUAAACAACAAAUCUAGUGGCUUGAUAUUUUAUUCAUAGCUUAGAACACACUAAAUCAAACUAAAACCGUUGCAAGUGAUGGUAAUGGAAAGGGGGGCUGGCCGUCAAAUUUUAUUUUUGUCGAUGGUGUGCCCAAGUUUGCGCCGCUCUCAACUUUUUUUUUUUUUUUUUUUUUUUGCUAGGGACACGGCGGUUUGAAAAUUUAUUAUCAGCACGCAUGUGGCCACGAGCAUGCCAAAAGAGUCAUCCCAAGUACAAUCAUUUUGGGCAAGGAAGGACGGCACACGGGUCGAUGCAGCGUGGCAAGUGCGAUUUCUUAUUAGUGAAUGGACAGGCGUUCGCCCUCUCCAUCGAGGCCUGGUUCUUGCCGGGCACACAGUCCGCCGGCCUCAUGAGUGCAGCGACCUGGGCCUCGCUGUGCGUCACCGCGCUCUUGGUCACCUCGCCGGCGCAGUUCCACCCGGUGCGCACUGUUCCGGCCGAGGGGCUAAACACUCGUAGCAGCGUGUCUACCGUGGGGUUCCCUAUGAAGAUACGUUGUUCUGUCAGACGAUCACUCAAUACACUCCGCCAGUUUCGAUUCGUAGAAUGAACCGACGCGA
Messenger RNA from Thrips palmi, 705 nucleotides. RefSeq lists its product as uncharacterized. The record is from RefSeq and is a predicted model, not a curated record. Bases 321 to 695 code for a protein of 124 amino acids. Lineage: Eukaryota; Metazoa; Arthropoda; Insecta; Thysanoptera; Thripidae. The transcript has 2 exons.